CCUCUGUGCUACAGCCUUGGUGAGGGGCGGAACAAUGGGCAGCUGCCAUCGUUUGUCUGGGAAGGAACAAAGGGCUGCAGCAUCCGCGUAAGCGGGUGAAACUCCUCGGGUGGUUAAAGGAGGCCUUAACCGCUGGCGCCCCCCCACCCCGGGUGUAAUCUGCCAAAGCCAUCUCCUUGCAAUGCAGCAGUAGAGCAAUUGUGAGCCUCUGCAGUAGAGCAGGAGUUAGACCUGCUUACACCACACUUCAAUUUGGCCCGACCACUGAAGGAGCUCUAAGCGCUUCCAAAACACUAGUGAAUUAAGCCUCGCCGUGCCCCUACGUGGCAGGGGAGUAUUGUUAUCCCUGGGUCUCAGACGGGGAAACUGAGUCAGAGUGCGGCUACAGGACUUGCUUUGGGACAUUCUGUGGCAGCGCGGGGAAUAGAAGCCAGAUCUCCUGAUCCCUAGUGCUGCGCUUGAGCCGCAAGGCCAUCCUGUGCAGAUCAGCUGACCGGCACAGACCUUGUGUGGUGGAGGGGAAUCUCAGCCAGAGCAGCAGUGACCGUCGUGGGUCUGUGCGACCUGUGCAGCUGCACAAGGGCCUGUGCUGCUCGGGCCCCCAUUGCUCUCACGCAACUGCCUGGCCAGCCAGAACACUGUGCCCCAGGGCUGGAAUCAAAACCUGCAGCACUGAGGGCAGGUCUACACUUAAAACGCUGCAUCGGCACAGCUGCGCCGCUGUAGCGCUUACGUGAAGACGCUCCUACACCGACAGGAGAGUUUCUCCCAGUGGCGUAGUUAAUCCACCUCCCUGAGAGGCGGCGGCUAUGUUGGCGGGAGAAGCUCUCCCAUCGAUAUCGCGCUGUCUCCACGAGGAGCUAGGUCAGUAGAAGUGCGUCACUCAGGGGGGUGGAUUUUUCACAUCCCUGAGUGAUGUAGUGAUACCGAUACAGGUCUGUAGAGUAGAUGUGGCCUGAGUCUGGGUCCUUCCGUUGGCCUGGCCCUGUCGGGACGUUGCUGAGAAUCAGGACGACGAAGGCCUAACAGUGUCAUGGUGGGUUCUGGGUCCCAGGAGCUGGUGUGGGUGGCAGCCGUGAUGGGGAAUCUCACCGUAAUGAGGAAUCUUGCUCUAUUCCUGUUCCCCGGUCUCUCAGACAGCGGUUGUUGGCAGCCAGUUUCAUCCUCUUGACUCUCCGCCCCUCACUCCUCCCAAAAGUGUUGGGUUUUUUUGAGGACCCCAGAAGGAUGCAAUGGGUAAACAGCCCUUCCCCUCGUGAAUUUGUUCACCAAUUAGACCUAAUUUCUGACACACCAAUUUUGGUCCAUUGAUUUUCGGUCCAACCCUUCUCUUGGUUACGGGGCAUGGCGUUAACACAGUCCCUGAGCUAUAUCAACAGGCCUUUUUGUUUGGACUCCUUUCCUCUCUGUGGCUUCCCUUUGCACCUUUCCCCAUCAACAUUUAUUACCGUAGGUGUGGUGCUGUUGUAGGAACGUUCACUCCUUACAGCUGAGCUCACAGCUUGGCCCAAUUAGUACCAUGGGCUUGAUCCCGGGAGCAUCCUCCAUGCUCCACAAGUCCUUGGGACUCGAGGGUGUUCAGCCUCACUCAGCAGUUGGAAGGAGGCUCAACCCCUGGCAAUUAGCUGUGAUUAACUCCCCAGCUCGAGCUUUGAGUGCCCAACGCUGCCCCACUCUGCAGUGUUUCUGGGGGGCAGUUUAAUUAGAGGGGCGCACGCUUUGGUGCUGCUGUGGGAUGAGUGUAUUGCACACGCCAGGCGCUCCUGGCAUCUCUCCAUUCCCCUCCCCCAAGGCCCCUGUGUUCACACUUCCACCCCCCUUAUUUCAGGGUUUCCCUGCACCUCCACUCAGGCCAGGGGCUCACCUUUCCCCAGAGUCACUGUUCGGUUCGUUUGACUUUUACAUCCUUUCCCGACAUGUUGGGAAGGAGAGACCAGCUCCGGGCUGGGGAGCAGCUAGAACCGGAGCAGACUCACAGCGUGGCCCCUAAGCAAGCCGAAAGCUUUUCUGAAAUCUCCGGAGGUUUGAUCAGGUGGUUGGUUUGUUGCAUUACAACAGUGCCUCGCGUGACAGUGUCCCGGGCAGGUUGUCUGCUGGGAUUGAAGUUCUGAAUCGAAGAGCGUCAGGGACCGAUCUGUAGCUUGUCACUCUUGGCCGAGGGAAAGUCCCCAGGGUGGCUACUAGAGGGGCGGUGCAAAGCAGGGAACAGAAAUACGAGGAGAACCUCUGCCGAGGCUCCCACCUGGUGAGGGAUCACCAGAGCUUUGGUGUAGUGCAGAGUGGGAGACAGAGACGAGAUGGGGGAAAAUCCUUCCAGCUGUGUUGAACACUAAUAGCUUCCUGUCCCACCAGGCCUAAAGAGGCAGUUACUGUCAGUGGGCUCUACUUACCCUCCCUCCCCCACCCCAGCCCCAGCCCCCUGUACAUCAGGGCAUAGGGCUGGUGGAUCUGUGUGGGUCGGAGACCCUCCUGCCCCAGUAGCACCCUAUCUCAAUCCAUCAUCAGAGCCAUGCACAGAGAGCCCCUGCACAGCCAUGAUCUGUAAGGCCUAUGCCAGAGCUUCUCUACAGACUCCACAAAUCCUGCGCCCGACACCCUGCAAUGGAUCUGUUGCGACUAUCUUGCAGACCCAGAGGAAAGGAUCAGGAUUUCCCUACAUAAGAACAGGGGUUUUCCGAAGUGCACAUGGCCAAAAUGUCCCCACUGUGAGCUGUCUGGUUGCUGUGCUCUGCACCAGAGGUGGCUGCAUCUCCAUGGCGCUGCAUGUCUGUGACUGGUGAUACAUUAGGAUUACGCUUUGGGAUCCUUCGGGGGAAGGUGACAUCACAAUGUUAUGUGAUCUGGGAUCUGCACUUUGAUUCCAUCUCACCAAUAUGCACAAGUUGUACACUGGUGCUAAUCAGCCAGCAUGACCGCAGGGCCUGUCUUGCAGCAGUGAUGCUGUGUGACUUGUAAGUUCCCUCAAAGCAUUGUGAAAUAACCUGCGAUCUCAGAGUCCGAGUCAACUGACUGAGGCUCGUGCUGCAGGGCUAAAACUAGCAGUGUAGACAUCCAGACUCGGGUCGGACCCAGGCUCUGAGACCCACCCCGUCGCCAGGUUUCAGAGCCCAGGCUCUAGCGCAAGCCCGGAUGUCUACACUGCCAUAUGUAGCCCUGCAGCUCAAUCCCAGGUUUACUGUGUACGUGCCUCCCCCCUGCCCCGCCCCCAGUGAGGCCUUACUGAAGUCACUUUUCCCCCUUUAUCCUGGCAGAAAGUUUCCUGGGAGUUGCGAGGACAUGGAGGUGGGGAACCUGACGGAGACGUGGUACCAAAGCCUGCAGUCAAUGCUGGAGGCCCUGAACCAAACGCUUCACGGUGCCAUCCUGUGCCCACCAGACCAGGCCACGGGGCGGACAAAUGGCAGUCACGUCAAGCUAGCCAGCAAGGACGACUAUUCCUACAUGUACAUCUUGUUUGUGAUGAUCCUGUUUGCCGCCAUGGUGGGGAGUUUGAUUCUGGGCUACACCAAGUCCAGGAAGGUGGACAAGCGGAGCGACCCCUACCACGUGUACAUUAAGAACAGGGUGUCUAUGAUCUGAGCAGGGCAGGGACACUGUUGCAAGGACAUGCACAGCUACCGGCAUCUGCCGUCUGCAGCAGGAAAAACCCUUUUCCCUGGUCCAAACUCUUCUCGGAGGGGCCGAAACACGUCUUCCUACGAGACAGCCACGCGGACACAUUUAGUGCAGAGGAGCAGCAGCAGGCGUGAUCUUGCACACAGGCAGAGAGCGCCAGACCUUUGAGGCCGCAGCAUAGUCAUGUGACGGCUCUGGACGCUUGCCAGCAGGCCUGUCCUUGAUCACUCUGCACCAGUUGCGAAGUUCCCGCCAACCUCCUUCUCCUCCAAAGGAGUGUCUCCAUUUACGCCAAAGGGCCCGGGGAUAGGCUGAUGGAAGGUCUUAAGUGUAUCCCAGAAUCCUUUGCUCCAAUGCAAAGGUGCAUGGGACGCAUGUGCGUGCUGCAAGUUCUUAGUUAUUGUGAUGUUGGACGCCAUAUGAGAUCAUAGAGAAAUGGAUGCAGAGAUCCCGGUGCACGGUGCACGCAGCUCAACAGCGAGUGGGCUCCUGACUCGGGCAGAGCAUGACACAGUUUGGGGACUGGAUGGGAGCACAAGGGGAGGGCCCCUCUUGUCUCCACCUAGAGUCCAGAACGUUGGUGCUGGGACCCGGCAUCGGUGUGUGGAGAUGCCUCUGUCAACUGAGCAGAGAAUGAAUGGCUGGGGGAUGAGCCAAUCGGAUGGUUUAAUUUCUCCCUCCACGUCCUGUCAGCCUCUCGCUAUGCAUGUGCGGCCUGGAGUCUAAUGGGGCUCUGAAUAGGGAGGCCUCCCAUUCUCAGGGCAGCAGCCAGAGAACAAAUCUGGGAGAAGGGAAAACGUUCUGUGGGGCUGAUCUCGAGAGGGGCUGGGCGCACGCAGCUCCCACUGGUCUCUGUCCCGAGGGCCAAAAGGGUCCGUAUGCCACGUAAGCUGUGUUCCCUGCACUGGGUAAACUGUUGUGCAUUUUAAUAAAUCCAAGGCCACGUAGCACACACAGUUGUUGGCUACCCAGAACUUCCUGGGGACAGCAGAGAUGGAGCUCAGCUCCUCCUAUUCCAAAAGCACAGGCUUCUACAUUUGUCGCUGAAAGAGACUUGUUAGCAAUAUAAGGCCUAUGGUAUACAGUUGUAGUAAUAGGAUUUUAUGUUUGUAGUUUGUAUAAUUUAAAAUGAAAAAUAAAGAAUAAUAAUGUA
Molecule: messenger RNA, 4768 nt
Organism: Chrysemys picta bellii (western painted turtle)
Lineage: Eukaryota; Metazoa; Chordata; Testudines; Emydidae
Product: potassium voltage-gated channel subfamily E member 3
Biological process (GO): potassium ion export across plasma membrane; negative regulation of delayed rectifier potassium channel activity; regulation of ventricular cardiac muscle cell membrane repolarization
Cellular component (GO): membrane
Molecular function (GO): transmembrane transporter binding; delayed rectifier potassium channel activity; potassium channel regulator activity
Source: RefSeq, a predicted model, not a curated record